AUGGCAGGUGCUCGGCGGGUACCCACCGGCUCGCGCGCCGCCAGCGCGCGACGGCUGAUGCUUGCGGCCGCCUUCGCCAUUUUUGCGCUCACUUGGCAAACUAGGGGUGUGGAAGCCGGUACCUCUUCUUCUGGGAGCACUCCGGCGCCAGGAGGAAAACUCGAUAAGCCUGCCAGCAUCAGCCGCGACGCGCGCGAGCAGCUCGAUCAAGCGGAAGUAUUGGCGAUGUACAUGCACCAUCGGCACAUCACCCCUGUCCACUUCCUUACCGUUCUCCUAGAGGUUCAAGGCGACUACAGUAUCACAAAGUCACUUCAGGAGUGUGGUGGAAACCUCUACGAACUCAAGAAGGCGUUGAGCAACGUUCUUAUUAAGCUCCCCACCUCGUCGGAGGUCUACAUUGUCGACGAGGUGGAAUCCACGGCUCAGCUCAAGCGCGUGGCGCUCCGCGCUCUGAAUAUCGCGCAGAAGGAUAAGAAGCAGACGAUCGGAAUGGAGCAUCUAAUUCUGUCACUCUUUGAGGAAAGGAACCUACGGACGAUGUUGGAGCAAGUUGGGUGCAAUGUCAAGGUUUUCCUGGAGCAUUCAACUGCCAUGUACGAGACCAAAUUCAAGGAAGAUGUCGCCAACCGCUCAAAAAAGAAGCAGGGGAGCACAAGCGCGUCGAGCACUAGUGAAUCGACGCCCGAAAACUCCGACGAGGAGUUCGUCAAAAGCUUCGGUGUGGACAUGACACAGCUGGCAGCGGAUGGUAAACUGGAACCUGUAGUCGGCCGCAACAAAGAGAUUAAAGAAGUCAUCACGGUCCUCAGCCGAAAGGGGAAGGGGAACCCCUGCCUCAUAGGCGAGCCCGGUGUCGGCAAGACCGCUGUAGUCGAGGGUCUGGCUCAACGUCUAAUCGAGGGCAUGGUCCCCAAGUCCCUGGAAAACAAGAUCCUGUUCGCUGUCGACCUGGGUGCGCUGAUCGCUGGCGCGACCUAUCGUGGCGAAUUCGAGAAGCGCAUGAAAGCACUGCUCCGAUAUGCGGUCGGCCAGGAAGGCCGUGUCAUUUUGUUCAUCGACGAGAUUCACAUGCUCAUGGGCGCUGGAAAGAGCGACGGCACAGUCGACGCUGCCAAUUUGUUGAAACCUCCAAUGGCUAGAGGUGAAAUCAGACUUGUGGGAGCGACAACUCAGGAGGAGUACAAGAUCAUUGAGCGGGACGCGGCGAUGGAGCGCCGCCUGAAACCGAUCUUGGUUGAGGAACCUACAACCGACCGAGCAAUCUACAUCCUGAGAAAACUGAAGGAAAAGUUCGAGCGCCAUCACGAGAUGACGAUCUCUGAUGAGGCCAUCGUCUCUGCGGUUAUGCUUUCGCACAAAUACAUCAAAAACAGGAAGCUCCCCGACAAAGCAAUCGACUUGCUGGAUGAAGCGGCCGCAACAAAACGCGUGAAAUGGGACUUGAGGACCGUGGACGAUGACGAAAUGGCAUCGGAGAAAAAACAAAAAGAGAAGCUCGAGGAGGAACACCGUAAAGUUGAAGAACAAGAUAAGAAACGAAUUGAAGGACAACACCAUGGUGCUGGGACCGAAGAGGAGUUGAAGUUGCUAGAGAAGGAAAUCGAACAGGAGGCCCUUGAAGAAGAGCAGGAGUUAGUUCUCACUGCCGACGACGUGGCUGUGGUCAUCAGCUCCUGGACAGGCAUUCCGGUUGCCAAGCUGACUGAUGAUGAAAAGGGCAAGAUCCUGCGCCUCUCCGACUUGCUCCACUCGAGAGUAAUCGGUCAAGAGGACGCCGUGAAAGCUGUGGCGGACGCCAUGGUGCGAGCGCGAGCUGGGCUGAGCCGUGAGGGCAUGCCCGUCGGCUCGUUUCUUUUCCUCGGUCCCACCGGUGUCGGAAAAACAGAGCUGGCGAAAGCGCUGGCCGCUGAAAUGUUCCACUCCGAGAAAAACCUUAUUAGAAUAGACAUGAGCGAGUUCAGCGAAGCGCACAGCGUUUCGCGCUUGAUUGGAAGUCCUCCUGGCUACGUAGGCCACGAGGCUGGAGGGCAGCUCACUGAGGCGGUGCGUCGCAGGCCCCACAGCGUCGUCCUCUUCGACGAGAUAGAAAAAGGACACCAGCAGAUUCUCAACAUUAUGCUCCAGAUGCUGGAUGAAGGGCGACUGACAGAUGGUAAAGGGCUGUUGGUAGACUUCACAAACUGCGUCAUCAUUCUGACUUCAAAUGUCGGAGCCCAGUACAUCAUCUCGGCAUACGAACAGGGCGAAAAGGAUUCUCGGAGUGCACUGGCAACCUUCGAUCCCAAAAGUGGAAGUCUGGAGCAAUUCGCAGAAGCUACCAAGGCUGCUCAAGUGGCAGCGGAAAGCGAUGACGCAGCAUCAGCGAAGACAGACAAGAAGGGAGCUGUCCUUGACAAGAACAAGAAGUCUGGCAAUUGGAAAAAGGAAGCACGAAGGAAGAUCUUGUCUGAGAUCGCAGGAUCAGGCCUCCUGAAACCGGAAGUUGUAAACCGUUUUUCGGGUGUCAUUAUCUUCGAGCCGAUGAAGCCGUCAGACGUCAGAAAGAUCUUAUCCAUCCAAUCCAAGGAUCUGAAGGAGGCGCUAGCGCGAAAAGGCAUUGAGCUCGUCAUCGAUGGCUCUGCAGAGGAGUUCAUCGUGCAAAGGAGUUACACUCACAAGUUCGGUGCACGCCCUCUCAAAAGAUUUGUCGACAAUCAAAUCGGUGCAAAAAUGGCUCCGUGGAUUCUCAGCGGCUACCUCCAGCCGGGCAUGAGAGUUACAGUUGUUGCCUCGAAAAGGAACAAAAACACACUGGAAGCCCAUGUCUGCAAGGUAGUAAUGGGCAAGUGUGACAGGACAACGAGGAAGGCCCGUGUUCUAGCAUCUGUUGCGAAGAAAGAUGACAGCAGCCCUGAUGAUCCCGGUCGAUAG
This is a messenger RNA of Neospora caninum, 2913 nucleotides long. RefSeq names its product ATP-dependent chaperone ClpB, related. Bases 1 to 2913 code for a protein of 970 amino acids. Gene Ontology annotation, cellular component: cytoplasm. Gene Ontology annotation, biological process: cellular response to heat. The record is from RefSeq and is a predicted model, not a curated record. Gene Ontology annotation, molecular function: ATP binding; ATP hydrolysis activity. The transcript has 17 exons. Lineage: Eukaryota; Apicomplexa; Conoidasida; Eucoccidiorida; Sarcocystidae.